Pestalotiopsis fici W106-1 is the source of this 1338-nucleotide messenger RNA. RefSeq lists its product as uncharacterized. Lineage: Eukaryota; Fungi; Ascomycota; Sordariomycetes; Amphisphaeriales; Sporocadaceae. The record is from RefSeq and is a predicted model, not a curated record. The coding region runs from base 1 to 1338 and encodes 445 amino acids. The transcript has a single exon.
AUGCCUGUCCUGCCUACCCUCAGUCGCCGCAUGGUGGAAGAAAUCGACCAUGGCGCAACGUACGGUAGUCUGUUCAAGACAUUCAAGGAAAUGGUCGAGGGGCUGUUGUUACGAGUGGACAGGGGCCCGCUCAGAGAAGCUCUGAUGUUGCCCCAAAAGCAUGAAAAGGAGUUCUUGGCAGUGUUCCAUGCCAUUAGUCGACCAGUCCUCCGCUCGUUGAUCAUGGGUCGACUUGCCUCGGACCUUUGGCACUCGGAAUCCGAGAAUUGGAAGCACGUAUACGGUGAAAAGGGUGCUGGUACAUAUGCCCUGGCAAUGUGCAUCGACGGACGCCAGGGCAACUGGCUAACAAAGAGGGAGCUCAUUCAAGUCAUUGGCCAUCUCAAGGACUAUGCCAAGGCUUGUGUCUUGUUCCAGAGGCUGGUGGACGAUCAAAACUCGUACAACAACCAGCCACUUGAAGAUGAAGAGGUAGACUUCAUGACCAAGGCCAUGGAGAUUGACAAUACCUACGUGUCCCAAGAGACGGAGUGGCAUCUCGACGUGGGAAUAGAUGAUGCUUGCUCAGUCACCACUCACACAACCGUGGCCGAUGGUACGCGGAUCGCCGACUACCGGGCGCCACGGUUUGCAUCCAGUGGUAGAGACCAACAGGUCAAUAUUAAUGACCUAUGCUCAAUGUUGACUCGACGCUGUCGUCAGGUGCACGACCCAGACAUUCAGCAAAAGUCGGUGCCCCUGCAGAUUGGCUGCUCCGACAAGCUUGAUCAGCGCAUCAAGGACCACAACCCGGACAUAACUAAUCUCAGCAAGUCGUCCAAAGCCUGGGGUUUGCUUGUCUCGACUAUUCGGUACAUGGGCCACCGACCAAAGCUGGUGGCGGUGCCCAUUGUCCGAGUGUGGACGUCGGAGCAAGUGGGUUUCUCGGAAAUCCUUGUUCACGUCCUUGCCGGCUCUUUUCUCCGUGAAAGAGGAUUAAAUGUCCAUCCUCCAGGUAAGCCAGCAAAACCAGACACUGACAAGAGACAGGAGAAUAUCAAUCGGGACGGCAAGAUUCACGUCUGGCUGGACAAGCCUUGGUUCCAGCAAAACUUGCGUUUUACGCUGGGAGCUGCCGAACCAGGCGUCAUUCCUGCCUUGGACGCCAAGGUUGACGAGCUGCUGAGUCGUGAGCUCCUGGAUGAGUACGAGAGGGUAGAGUCCGAGGUUGAGGCCAGUCGCGAGGCUUACGAAAGGGACAAGACGGCAGCCAAGAAGAGCCUCGAGGAAUGGGAGAAGCUGAGAGAUGAGAUGGACCGAUUUGACAACAUGUAUGGUGACAUGUUGCAUGAGGAUUAG